AUGAUUUUUAAGGCUAAAAGUGUCAAAUACAUUCGUAUUGAUGGGCGGACAUCAUCAGAGCAAAGGAAUUUUUUCUGCAGAGAGUUUCAAUCAAAGGAUGACUACAGAGUAGCCAUCCUGUCGAUCACUGCAGCCAAUGCCGGGCUGAAUCUUUGUGCUGCUAAUUUGGUUGUGUUUGCUGAAUUGUUCUGGAACCCUGGGGUAAGACACAAUUUUUUAUUUGAGUAAGUGUUUAAAAAAAUGUGCAUGUUUAAUAAUAAUACAUUUUAUGUAAAUACAAUAUUAACUGUAGGCAGUGGUUCCCAAACUUUUAAGUUUGGCGGACUGGUGAACAAGUUUCGAAAUUUUACCAGGGACCAGUGCAUGAUUUAUUUUUAUACUUUUAUUUCUAUUUGACAAUAAAUAGUUAUGUUAUGGGGACCGGCAGCGUUAGGCAUGCGGACCGAUGAAGGUCCACGGACUGCCAUUUGGGGACCACUGACUGUAGGGAUGGGGGGUUUGAAUGUUUAUUCUAAUUUGAUAUUUAUCUCUGUUGAAUGGAAAAGUCUGGUAAAGAGUCAAAUGUAUAAUUGAUUUUUAAAAAUAAUGAAAUUAGAUUUUAGUGCAAGCAGAAGACCGUGUUCAUCGUAUAGGUCAAGCUGACUCAGUGAGUGUUCAGUAUUUGGUGGCCAGAGGGACAGCUGAUGAUUACAUCUGGUAGGUGCAAAUUUACAUUUAUUGCUAAUACUGUUAUCCCGGGCAUCAAGUGAAUUGUUUAAUUUAAAUCUUGCAAGACAUAAACCAAUUGUGGCAAUAAUUUAGCAAAUAACUUCAGGCCUCUGGUCCAGGACAAACUGAACAUCCUCAGUAAAGCUGGUCUUACAAGAGAUGAUUUUUCAGAUGCAAGCACCAAAGUUAUGCAAACAAUGGUAAGUAAUUAAUCUCAUUUUGUGAACGUUUUCUUUGGGUGCAUAAACCGUUUACAAUUAAGAAAAUUGUUAAACACGGUAGGUUGAAGCUUGUAAAAGUCCUUGUUCAACAAUUUUCGUCUCGCAGCUUGAAUACAGUCCUUCAUUUAUUAACAUUUGCAAGGCUUGUUAAUGAUGUUUGCUGAUAUUAUCUUAAAAAUUCCACAUUAAGGAGGCCAUAUGUUCAUGGUUUUUGUUCUCUUGCAUAAUGUUCCAUGUUAUCACAUAUUUAUAGAUUUUCUUAUGAAUUAUCAAAUUGUUGUCAGUAAAACGUUAAAUUUUUUGGUCCAAAAUAUAAAUAAUUAUACCAUAAUAAUUUACCCCUUCAGGACAAUAGCCAGUCUACUAUUCUAGACUUAUUUAGGUCAGAUUUUAUUGACGAUUCACCUGUCAUUGCAAGCUGCAGUAUUGAAUCUCUUCCUGAAUCUGAGAUGACAGCUUCAGUUCAAGCGGGUAAAUAUUCAAAUAUUUAUUAAGUCUUGGUGAUCAAUUUUUUUUUAAUGACAUUACAGAAAUUAAGAUUUUCUGAAGAAAAGUUUUAAUGACAUGUUUGUUAUAUUAGCUGUUUGAAAAUGAAACAUUGCGUCAUUCCAGAAACAUCAAAGAAAACUACAGUGACAAAUGCGUCCUCUCCAGUCAAGAAAACAUCACCAGGCAAAAAGAAAACACCAAUAAAAUUCAAGGGCCCAAGAACAGAGUUGACCCCCACUAAACGCCAAGCCAGCCUGACAGAUUUUUUCACAAGUACGCCACCUAAGAAAAUCCUGAGAUUGGAUGAUGCGUGUGGCAAAGCACCAGAGGAGUCGCCUGAGGAUAACGCAUUCACUGAAAACUCUACUCAAGCAACGGCUGAUAUCUCCCAGGAUGACCUCGUGGUCUUAGAAAGUGUUGACUGGGAUGAUGAUUUAUGAUUGCUGUCUGGGUAUUUUGGUACAGUGAAUGAUUUUGUUAUGCUGGUGUAUGAUGGCAGCCCGUCAUAUGGUUGACAAAACAGUUUGGUGACAGGACAGGACAGACAACAUGGCAACGGCAAGGCGUUGACGAUAACUAAUCAAAAUCAAAACAGUUCCAGUUGGCAUUGCUUGCUCAUGGCAAGAUGUUGAAAGUUACAACUUGUAAAUUUAAAUGAUUUUUAAAAAAUAUGCAUCAAAAUUUAACUGAAUAAAUACAACACCAAAGACAAAGACUACACAUUUCUUUGACAACUGAAAUUUUGCUCUAAACUAUAAUUAGAUUUUACUUUUAAAUGUUGGGAGAUCAUGUUACGUAUUGGGAGAUCGCGUUACUUAUUGUGAGACCAGGUUACUUAUUGGGAGAUCAUAUUACUUAUUGGGAGACCAUGAUACUUAUUGGGAGACCAUGUUACUUAUUGGGAGACCAUGUUACUUAUUGGGAGGCCAUGUUACUUAAGUCACCAUAAGGAACCUGGAGAAAAACUUGAGACGGAUGACUCCAUUAUGUUCAGUGUGAGACCAGCUAAGCCAGGUAAGCAAGCUAAGCCAGGUAAGCGAGCUAAGCCAGGUAACCGAGCUAAGCCAGCUAAGCCAGGUGUGCAAAGUUUCAAAGACAAAUGUCUUAGUAUGCAAAAACGUUUCGUUAGGAUUGAUGAGUUCACUGAUUAAACAUGCAACAUUUUAAAUCAUGAAGUUAUAGUUGACUCAACCUUUGAGGGUGGAAGAUCAUCUCCUUUCAAGUGGAUGAGAAAAUGUUAUAAAUCAUUUGAGUAUCAAAGUAUGAUGUCAAAAGAAAAUUUGUUAACAUGUUAAUCUGUUGUCUUAUGACCAUCAACUCCUCGGCUGGUUAUCUUUUGACUGUCUUAUGGUCUGUACACAAAUUGGAUCAGACUGACUGGCUUUUACUGAAAAUAUAUAUGGGGCAAGCCACCAGUGGGGCAUCUAAGCUGUGCACAUGUGUAAAUGCAUACACAUUAUGACACUUGCCCCCAGUAUGACACUUGCCCACAUUAUGACACUUUCCCACAUUAUGACACUUGCCCUCAUUAUGACACAUGCCCUCAUUUUGACACUUGCCCUAAUUAUGAUGUGCCCUCAUUAUGACACAUGCCCUCAUUAUGACACAUGCCCUCAUUAUGACACUUGCCUACAUUAUUAUGCUUGUCCACAAUUUUUAGGCUUGCCCACAUUAUGACACUUGCCCUCAUAUGACACUUUUCCUCAUUAUGAAAUAUUAAAUUAAACUUUGCACCAAAACUUGGUAAAUGAUUUGUUAUGAAAAGUCCUCAAUCCUGAUAUUAUUAAACAAAUACUUUUAAGCAUAGCUAUUUUUGACCUGUCAACACCUUGGCAACAUUUAAAACGGUGUGCUCAUAUUGUAAGAACAUAAAAUGAAAAACUUUGCACAUCAUGUUAUGUUUGGGAUUUUGUGCAAAGACAUGUGACAUUGAAAGGGAACAUUGGCAUUCCUCCUCUAUUACCCCUCCCCCAUCCUUUUUUUUUUCCGUUAUUUUUUUUUGAAAGGCCUUCUUUGAAUUCU
Messenger RNA from Lymnaea stagnalis (great pond snail), 3440 nucleotides. Lineage: Eukaryota; Metazoa; Mollusca; Gastropoda; Lymnaeidae. The record is from the annotation of a GenBank genome assembly.